AGUACUGAACGUAACCUUGAAAAGCCCACCCUCGGAGCAUAAGUUCAAUCGCAGCGGGUGAAGUAACGUUUUUCUUGUAUACAGAGAUCAAAGGAUUCUAUUGUGACUUGCAAUUGUAGAUUAUAAUCUCUGAUAAAAUGUCUUCGUGAAAGAUCGGAAAAUUAUCAAGAAGUGACGUUUGGUUAUUGGUAUGGUAAGGUGCAAAUUAUAGGUUAGAGAAGAGUUCGAUAGUUUCGUUGGAAAACUACCAAAAUGUUCUUAAAAAAUUAAGCGGUGAAUAUCGCUGUUAUAUGCGAUAAUUAUUUUAUUAAAGUUAGCAUGGUUCAACGUCCAAUCGCGCCUAGGCGCAAUGUCAGAAUUUUAUUAAUCGGAGAUCGUGGAGUCGGCAAAACGUCGUUGAUAUUAUCUUUAGUUAGUGAGGAAUACGCGGAAGAUGUGCCCUUUAAAGCGGAAGAAAUUACUAUUCCGGCUGAUGUUACACCGGAGCAAGUUCCAACACACAUUGUAGAUUAUUCAGCUGCUGAACAAACUGAAGAUCAAUUAACUGAUGAAAUUCAAAAAGCACAUGUAAUUUGUGUUGUAUAUUCUGUGGUUGAUGAAGAUACUUUGGACAGAGCAGCUAAUUAUUGGUUACCAUUAAUUAGACGAUGUUCUUCAAAUAAUCGUUGUCCAGUUGUCCUUGUGGGAAAUAAAAUUGAUCUUGUUGAUUAUUCUACCAUUGAGGCUGUAUAUCCUAUAAUGAAAGAAUUUACUGAAAUUGAAAGUUGUAUUGAGUGUUCUGCCAAGACAUUACAAAAUGUUUCAGAAACAUUUUAUUAUGCACAAAAGGCUGUUUUACAUCCUACCACACCACUCUACAAUUAUGAUACUCAGGAGCUUACAUCUGAAUGUAAAGUUGCACUACAAAGAAUUUUCAAAAUAUGUGAUUUAGACAAUGAUGGUUUACUAAAUGAUAUGGAAUUAAAUGCAUUUCAACAAUGGUGCUUUAACACUCCAUUACAACCACAAGUUUUGGAAGAUGUAAAGGCUGUUUUAUCAAAAAAUAUUCAAGAUGGCAUUUGUCGAGGAUGUGUUACAAUGAAAGGUUUUAUGUACCUUCAAUGCUUAUUUAUACAACGAGGUAGAAAUGAGACUACUUGGGCUGUGUUGAGAAAAUUUGGUUAUGACAAUGAAUUACAAAUGUCCAAAGAAUACAUAUAUCCACCAUUAAAAGUUCCUGUUGGUUGUACGACUGAAUUAUCACAUAAAGGACAGGAAUUUUUAACAUUAUUAUUUAUGCAUCAUGAUCAAGAUAAGGAUGGUGCUCUUUCUCCAUCAGAAAUGAAAUCAUUAUUUUCACGAUGUUGUGCUCCCCCUUGGGAAGAGGAAUAUAAAUAUACUGUACCAACUAAUGAAAAGGGAUGGCUCACAUUUCAAGGGUAUAUGUGUCAAUGGGCGCUAUUAACUUUUACAAAUGUGCGGAAAACAUUAGAAUAUAUGGCAUAUCUAGGUUACAAUAUAUAUAAUAACGAAUGUCAAACAAAUGCGAUUCUUGUUACUCGUGAAAAAAAGUUAGAUUUGGCAAAAAAACAAUCGAGCAGGAACGUUUAUACUUGUCAUGUAAUUGGCCCAAAAAGUAGUGGAAAGACAACAUUAUGUAGAACAUUUAUUGACCCUAAACUACAGAAAUUGACCGAUAAAGUAGUGCCGCCGAAUUCACAUGUUACUGUAAACACAAUACAUGUAUACGGUCAAGAGAAGACAAUAAUUCUGCGAGAUAUAAACAUACUUAGUGUUCAGGAUACUUUAACUCCAGCACAAAUUCAAUGUGAUGUGGCAGCCCUCGUUUAUGAUGCUAGUAAUCCUAAAUCAUUUGAAUUUAUUGCACGAAUUUAUAUUAAAUAUUAUGCAGAUAGUAAGAUUCCCGUUCUUAUAAUAGCAAAUAAGAGUGAUCUUUCUGAAGUGAAGCAAGAUUACUUACUACAACCAGUAACUUUUUGCAAUAAGUACAAACUGAUGCCACCACAACCUUAUAGCAUCUCCCGUACAGUACGACGUGAAAUUUUUGUUAAACUAGCAACAAUGGCAGCUUUCCCUCCUUUGAGGCGUAUGGUCCACGUGUUGCUUGUCAAACCCUCACCCACUCAGUGGUGGAAUUCUUUUAAAAGACAUAUAAAUCAGUUUGGACUAAUACAAGGAGAUUCGAUCGUCUGGUGGAAGGCUGGUCUUGGAAUUGCAGUUGCUACUGUCGCUGGUUUUGUGGUGAUGCGCGUCUUAAAUACAGAGAAAAGAUAGUCUACCAUAUUCUUUUUCUUGCACAUUUAACUGCCUCUUUUGGUCGAAUAUAAAACCGUCUUUGAAA
Messenger RNA from Eufriesea mexicana, 2341 nucleotides. It is a transcript of the gene Miro, whose product is annotated as mitochondrial Rho GTPase. The transcript has 13 exons. Gene Ontology annotation, molecular function: GTP binding; calcium ion binding; GTPase activity. NCBI's taxonomy places the organism in Eukaryota, Metazoa, Arthropoda, Insecta, Hymenoptera, Apidae. Gene Ontology annotation, cellular component: mitochondrial outer membrane. Bases 319 to 2274 code for a protein of 651 amino acids. The record is from RefSeq and is a predicted model, not a curated record. Gene Ontology annotation, biological process: mitochondrion organization.